This is a messenger RNA of Folsomia candida, 1861 nucleotides long. RefSeq names its product hsp70-Hsp90 organizing protein 1-like. Gene Ontology annotation, molecular function: Hsp90 protein binding. The record is from RefSeq and is a predicted model, not a curated record. NCBI's taxonomy places the organism in Eukaryota, Metazoa, Arthropoda, Collembola, Entomobryomorpha, Isotomidae. The transcript is spliced from 6 exons. Bases 400 to 1671 code for a protein of 423 amino acids.
GCGUGCAUAUGUAAAUACUGCCGUAAUUUAUUUAGUUACAUAUUUAAUAGCGUAAAAUUGACAAAAAUUUACCCGACUAGUCUUCUUAUUAUAUAAUUUAAUUGAUCAACUUAUAUUUCCUGCGUAAACCCUAUGACAACAUGCCAAACGAGUGCAUAUUAUAAAACCAAGCAAUUAUUAAUUUGUUUCACGUUAAAUAGUUAAAAGUGUAAAAUCGAAUUUCGAUGUGUUAAAUUCUGAUUGUGAAAGUAACGGAGGAUGGGACUUGGAUUUGGACUUACGUACUGAGGGUCUACUCAUGUAACGCACUCCUCUACCCAAAUUUCAUAAUUUUAAAGAUUAUUUCUAAUAAUUAAAUAGAAACCGGAAAUAUAUUUAAAUUGGAAAGAUUUUCACAAGAUGACAGAAAAUGAUUCUCCUGAAGACAACUAUUUCCGUCUGCAUCGACUCAUCUACAACACGGCGACGCGCUUUUUUCGCCAAGAAUUUGGUCGACUGUGGUCUCAAUUCAGUGGUCAAGCGUGGGAAAAUGUGCCUCGUUCCGGCUCCAAAUUUAUCUCGGGACCUGGCCAUGCACAGUUCAAAAAUAGCCAGAAAAUUCAACAGCAACAACUCCAAGCUGGAAAUUGUCUAGCUUGGGACCUUCCCAUUUUGUUCCAAAGUAUCGCAUCGUUAAACAAUUCGCUUGGUUUGGCGACUCCGCAAACAGAUUUCGCCGAGCUUAAAGGGAUCCGAAAUCGUCUCGCGCACAACGGGGGCACAGAGCUGGAGUCAAAAAUAUUUAACCAAGAUUGGAAUAAAGUGAUCGAAAUAUUAAAAAAGUUCGGAUUUAGAGAAGAGGAACUGGAGCGAGACCCUGGGAACAAGGAGGCUGGGAAAGAGGAAGAAAAAGAGCAGGAUGAUCUAGUCCAGAAGCUGAAGGAGGAGGGUAAUGCAAUGUUCAAGAACGGAGAAUACUGGAGAGCAAUAAAAAAAUACACUGAAGCCAUUACGAAGGAAAAAGUGGGGUCUAUCUUGCUCGGAACGCUGUAUUCAAAUAGAUCUGCAUCCUUCCGCGCCGUAAACUUCCUCUCAUACGCCAAGGACGACGCCAAGACGUCCAUCAAUCUUCGCCCUCAAUGGGGCAAAGCUUACUACCACCUAGCAAAAGUGUACGAGAAGAAAUUAAAAUAUUCCAAAGCCCUCCAAAAUUACAGAAUGAGCCUGAAGUUUGAUCCUGAAAAUGAACCCAUUGCCAACCUUAUACAUCACGUGGUUUUCAUGAUUGAAAAACGGCGACGUCAGGAGCACCUCGACCCUCAGAUGAUGCCCCCAACCGAGAAGGAAAUGAUGGAUAGCUCAAUUAAAAUGUCAGGACCUGGUGCCGUCUUAUUCGAAAGUUUGUUGCCACACCUAUUAAAUCUCAAGGAUGACCCACGCAUGAUUUGUGAAGAAGCUGAUAAACACUUUCAUGGCCAUGGUGGGUACAAGAAAGACCUCGAACAGGCGGCCGUUUUAUUUUCCAAGGCGGCCGAGAAGGGCGAUGCUCUUGGAAUGUACCGCCUUGGGCUUAUGAUGUUGGAGGGAAACGGAGUUGACGUGGAUGUCGUGCAGUCAUUUAAGUUAAGGAAAAGAGCUGCGGAGAUGGGCCCGAUUAUGGAGAUUUUUCCCGGAUGGGGGAAAAAACCGUGAGGCAAGGAGUCAGAGAAGCACAACAUUCUCUAGGACUUGACUAUGCGGAUGGAUGCUAUGUGAAGAAAGAUUACCAGCAGGCAGAAUACUGGUACAUGAAAGCUCUACGAAACGGGUACGGCUUUUCUGCUCUGAAUAUCGCAGUUCUAUUCGCAUCGGGACAAGGUCGCCCGGUUGACAUGGCGAAGGC